AUGACCGUUUUUUUCUAUAAUUUAGAUUUAUCCAAGUUGAAAUUAAGGCGACACGGAUUUCCACAGCAUAUAACAGGAAAUGAAAAAUGGGUAGCUGAUUUCAUUUAUCCAAAUCAUUGGAAGAGUGGUUCAAUCAUUGAAGUUUCUCACAAGAUCGGACUAGAAAAACGAACACAAAUAAUAAUUCCUAAAUCAAAAAUUGUUUUCUUAUUAGUAUACGUGUCGGCCCUUUUCAUAUUAUCAUGGAUGUGGGAACCGAAAUCUAAAAAUAUAGAAUGCGUUAAAAAAUCUUUAACCCCCGAGUUAUAUUGA
Molecule: messenger RNA, 312 nt
Organism: Funneliformis caledonium
Lineage: Eukaryota; Fungi; Glomeromycota; Glomeromycetes; Glomerales; Glomeraceae
Source: the annotation of a GenBank genome assembly